Molecule: messenger RNA, 318 nt
Organism: Aplosporella prunicola CBS 121167
Lineage: Eukaryota; Fungi; Ascomycota; Dothideomycetes; Botryosphaeriales; Aplosporellaceae
Exons: 1
Coding region: 1-318 (105 amino acids)
Source: RefSeq, a predicted model, not a curated record
AUGCAACAACAACAACAACAACAGUUGCAGCAUCACGAGGAGGAGGAGACAACUACAACAACAGUUACACGCAAGAGAAAGCGUACUACAACUGCCCCAGCACGCCCACGGGCCAAGAAGCAACAGCAGCAGCAGCAGCAGCAGCAGCAGGACGAGCCAAUCACCGUCAACAGCAGCAGCGAGGACAGCGAGGACGACUGCAACACCAUAGAGGAGGAUGGAGAUACUGUAUUCAGCAGCAGUGCGGUACCCUCUGUAAACAGAGAGAUGCCAGCACGUGCGGGACGUGGCACGAGGAAGUUUCGCUACGGUGACUAA